This is a messenger RNA of Selaginella moellendorffii, 882 nucleotides long. RefSeq names its product 3-oxoacyl-[acyl-carrier-protein] reductase FabG. The record is from RefSeq and is a predicted model, not a curated record. The transcript has 3 exons. Lineage: Eukaryota; Viridiplantae; Streptophyta; Lycopodiopsida; Selaginellales; Selaginellaceae. Bases 1 to 792 code for a protein of 263 amino acids.
AUGGAGGGAGAAAAGAAGAGAGUGGUCUUGGUCACGGGAGCGUCGUCCGGGCUGGGCAAGGAAUUCGCGAUCGCGUUCGCGCGGCAGGGAUCUUACCGGGUGGUGCUCGCGGCGCGCAGGACGCAUCUGCUGGAAUCGGUGUGCGAGGAGAUCGGGCACCACGAUGCCCGCUCUGUGGAGCUGGAUGUGAGCGCAAACGAGAAAUUUAUCGAUGCUGCCGUUGAUCGGGCGUGGAAUUGCUUUGGAGGUGUGGAUGUCCUCAUCAACAAUGCAGGCAUUAGAGGGCCUGUAAAGUCGCCUCUGGAGCUGGACGAAGACGAUUGGAACAAAACCUUUAACACGAACACGAGAGGUACAUGGCUGGUUUCCAAGGCUGUCGCGAGGAGAAUGGUGGCCGCCAAGAAACCCGGCUCGAUCAUCAACAUCUCCUCCACUGCAUCAUCCGGUGGCCUUCUUCCCGGCGGGAUCGCCUACGCUUCAUCCAAGGCCGCCAUCAAUCGCUUGACUCAGAGCAUGGCCUUGGAGCUCGGCAAGUUUAAGAUCCGAGUAAACGCCAUCGCAGCUGGGAUCUUUCGAUCCGAGAUCACCGACAGCCUUCUCGACAAAGCCUGGGUCCACGACGCCGCGGCCAAGAUCGUUCCGCUGCUCCGGUUUGGACAAGUAUCUCCCGACUUGACGUCUCUCGUGCUCAUGCUUGCGAGCGAAGAACACUCGUCUUACAUCACCGGCCAGAUCUAUCACGUCGAUGGCGGUCACACUUUGCCUGGGAUCCGACUCUGGUCAUCUCUUUGAAUUGAUAUGUUUGCGUCUUUCGUCCUUUUGUCAACGAGGUUGACCCACCGGUGAAGUGAGAAUGAGAAAGGCUUGUAGGUGCUUGUUGAA